AUGGAUUUCACGGAAUUAAAAGGAGACAAACCCGUUCAAGAAAAGCUGGUUAAAUUCCACAAUAGCGUCAACAAGAUAGAAGAAAUGAUCCAAAAAUUACAGCGUGCCGAUAUUUACGAGCAAUUAACGUUAAAAGAAAAAGUGGAUUACGAUCUGUUCGUAUCGUAUACGUUAAACACGCUGUUCUGGUUGUAUUUACGAGUAAAAAAUGAAGACCCGAAUAACAACGACGUGAAGAAUCAGUUGAACAGGAUAAAAGAAUAUAUGCUGAAGGCGAAACAGGCUCACGAGAGGCAGACGAUUCGUCCUAAGGUGGACAAAGCGGUAGCCGGAAGGUUUAUCAAGCACGGUAUACAAAGCACUACAGAUGGCCAACCAGUGAACAAAAAAAUUAAAUUCGCGGACUGA
Molecule: messenger RNA, 408 nt
Organism: Phyllotreta striolata
Lineage: Eukaryota; Metazoa; Arthropoda; Insecta; Coleoptera; Chrysomelidae
Source: the annotation of a GenBank genome assembly